AUGCAUUCUGAUUCGCCAUUGGAUGCAAAAAUCAAAGGAAACAUGGUCCGUGAUAUGUUGAACAUUGCUGGUCUUCAACUGCCCGAACCAUCGGACACAAAUUCCCACACAGUUAUUCCGUCGUGUUUCACAAAACCCCCACCAUCCCGUCAACCACCGACGGAUCUGGCCAGUGCUGGUUCUCAAAAUACAUCUGUGCAAGUUCAGAUUGAUGUCAACGGGGUUCUGAUUGCUCCCGCUGUAGAUUCAACCGAUCCGGACUCAUCCACCGGGACUGUAGAACAACCGCUGCGAGGUGGUGGAGACACCGAGUUGACUACAACCCCGGUCGGUGGUACAACCAAAAAGAUCCGAGUCCCAAGUCAUGAAUGGGUCAUAGACAGUCGAUUACACAUGACCCAAUUGAGUGCGGACGAACGGGAUAAGCGAAGACAUUUUGUGCUUCGAGCCCUGCAACACGAACUACCAAAACCCAGUAUUUGUACUCCAGCCAAUAGUCAACGUAACAUGCUCUCCUCGGCCAAUCCCAGUUCAAACGUAUCCUCUUUGGGUAUGGGUAAUAACAAUUAUCAAUACUCACCAGACAGUGUGUCUAGUAAGGCAAGUAUUCGUCCGGUUGGAUCCACACGGUCAACCCUGUUCCAAUCAUCCACAUCCGCAGCUGUGUCGAGAAACUCGUCAUCCACCGAGGACAACUUACCAGCUUCAAAUCUGAUCCGUGCGAUCCCAACAGGGUGUAGAAAAACGGCACGAUCAAUGGGUAUCGGACCGUCUUCACCGGAUCUGCGCAGUCAUCGUAUUCCGCAUCCGUCUGUUCUGGCUGUACAAACCAAAGAGACCCAGGUCAAACCACCCACAGCCCCGGCCUCAAUCAGAACGAAACUUCUGUCCAGACAUUCGACUGAAAUUUCGGGCAUACGAAACACACCUAGCACGCCUAGCAGUCGAUCCCCAUUUCGAUCCGGUUACACAUCGGGCACCCAAUCCCCGGUUCGAACGCAAACACUUCCCCGAGUUCGUCUGGCCAGUGCGACUGUGGACAUUUUGGAAUGUCUCACUCCGUCCGAUGUACGCAUCCUUAUCGGGAUGGUGGACGAAUUGGAACGGGCUGGCGGAUUUGAGUGUAUUUUCCCACCGCCGACAGCCGGAUUGGCCGUACGCUAUUUGUCCUAUUUCGAGGCACCACGUUAUCCGAAUCUGCUCUGUAUUGCUUAUUUGCAAAAGUACGGAGAGGAUAAGGAGAAAGAUCCGGGUACAUCGGGGAAACAAGAAUUAACUUGUGCUGGUGUUUUUUCCGCACAUUCUGUUAGUUAUCUGGAACAGGGGGCCGCGGACAACCAAUGGUCCUCACACUAUCUGCUAUCAGCGCAUCUUUGA
Messenger RNA from Echinostoma caproni, 1377 nucleotides. The record is from the annotation of a GenBank genome assembly. Lineage: Eukaryota; Metazoa; Platyhelminthes; Trematoda; Plagiorchiida; Echinostomatidae.